AUGGCAACCUACACGCAUCCAUCCUCCCACAAACCCUCGAAUCCUACUUCCUACCCUCCUGGUGCCACCGCUGCGUCUGUACCGGUAUCCAGUGACCUUCAAUACGCCUCUGGCUUCCUCGAAAUCUCUUCACCUGCUACAUACGUCCAAGGAUGGGAAAAGAACGCGAAGAAUACCUCAAACACAUCGGAUAAACAGGCUGUAAAGCUGUAUGUGAGGCUAGACUCCACUGCCGGCGGCUAUGAAGUACAUCUACUGCAAAAUUUUCACCGCAAAAUUGAAUCACACCAUCGUCGGUAUGGACGCAUUCCACCCCACUCAGAUAUCGAACUCAAUUCUUCGGAAGCUAGUGGAGGGGAAACAUUGCCAUCAAUGACGAACGAGGAAAAAGAGCAAGGUUUACACAAAGCAAGAGAGACCGAGACAGAACAAUCCACAACCGCUUACUCUACUGAUCCUCAAGAGGUGGCCUACGACCAACUAAAAGCCGACCACAAGGCCACAUGGGAAGGCAUGUGGGCGGCGAACGAUGGUGAAGCCGUCGUUCCUCGCCCCCCUCGUGUGAAUUCACAACAAAUUAUGGUAGACCCGGACGUCGAGGUGGUAGAUACUAGCCGAAUUCCCACCGUCAACCAAAUCUCCACCACCAGCCGAAUCCCCGUCCUCAACCAAAUCCCCGUCCUCAACCAAAUCCCCGUCCUCAACCAAAUCCCCGUCCUCAACCAAAUCCCCGUCCUCAACCAAAUCCCCGUCCUCAACCAAAUCCCCGUCCUCAACCAAAUCCCCGUCCUCAACCAAAUCCCCGUCCUCAACCAGAUACCAAUCCCCAAAGGCUGGGCCCUCCCAUUCAACGUACCUGAAUUUCUAGCGAGAACUAAAGCUUAUCGGCAGAACCGGGACAUGAUCAACGCAUUUUACGAAGUUUCCGAGCACACGACGAUCGCAUCUUUCUUCAAGGUACCACGAGAGGUCCUGGACAGAAUCGUCGAUGAUGUUCUAGAGAUGGAGUUUCGCUGUUUGAUAGAUCGAGAGCAAACACAAAACAAUUGUGCUCUUCGCAUAUGUCUGAAGUCUUACGCCACAACGAAUCACUUGACACCAGAAGAACUUGAGGAAGCAUCAAGUCUUGAUAAAGCACUUGCUAGCGUAGAGGCACGCAGUUCAAGUGCGGUUGAGAUUCGGAAGCAGAGUAGUGAAUUGGACCGUGUCGAUCUCAUGAGACACUAUCUGGCGCAGCUCGAGAUCCUGAAGGAUUUAGGAGAAGUCCGGGACUCUCUCAAGACAUGGAAGUGGGCCAAGAAGCACCAUUCGACAGCUUUAGAGCUGUACAAAAUCCGCCCCGCGCUCAAAUUCUCCAAAGCCGUCCUCCCGACUCCGGAUGUCUGUGAGCUGCAGAACAGGGGAAUGCACUACGACGCGGAACUCUGGGUCUAUUGA
Bacidia gigantensis is the source of this 1437-nucleotide messenger RNA. RefSeq lists its product as uncharacterized. The record is from RefSeq and is a predicted model, not a curated record. The transcript has 6 exons. The coding region runs from base 1 to 1437 and encodes 478 amino acids. NCBI's taxonomy places the organism in Eukaryota, Fungi, Ascomycota, Lecanoromycetes, Lecanorales, Ramalinaceae.